AUGGGCAGAGCGACAGUAGAAUCCAAGGGCACGAAGGACGGCAGCAGCAAGGAGAGACCUGUGGAAGCUGGACUUAGCGAAAAUCCACAGGCUCGCGCAGAUUGGGAAGCAAAGCGAGGGUCCUCCUCCCCCUCGUCGAAAAAGACGGGCAACGCAACCGUACCUGGAGCCGUUUCCUCCACUGGAGGCAGACCCAGCAAUUCCAAACGCGGACUCCGACGGGCGAAUACUGGGAGCGACGACGGCCAACAAGAAGGUCGAGAAGGCCAUGCUUCUACCGAUUUUUCAGCGGCAAGCAACCGAUCCAUCGCAUCCAAACAUGGACUUCGACGGCGAAACGAUGUCGCUCUUACGAGUAACAAAGGUCAAGAAGAGGAUCGGCCAUAUUCCACAGUUUCUACAACGGAAACCAGCCAUAACAAGUCCAGUGCUGGAACACUGAUGAGCAAAACGGAGUUUGUAGCCAUGCCGGAGAAUGCGGCUGACGUGGUUGACGACCCCACAGCAAUGAUGGACCCCGAGGGAGCACCGGACCACCGUCCAUCCAAGAGUGAAAUUUUGUUUGAUAACAAGUCCAGUGCUGGAACACUGAUGAGCACCACCGAAUUUGUAGACAUGCCGGAGAACGAAGCUAACGCGGGUGACAACCCCACAACAAUGGACCUUGAGUCGGCAAGAUUCCACCGUCCAUCCAAGAGCGAGUUUCUGAUUGAAGCUACUCUUGUUCCGGAUGACCCUGUCACUCCCCAACAGGAGCCCAGCCCAGAGCUUGCCAAAGUGGUGGAGGCAGAGCAACUGUACUUUGGAUUUUCGAAACGACAACUUCUCUUUCUGGGGGGCUGCCUGGUUUUGAUUGCUGUCGUUGUGGUGAUCGUGGCUGUUACCCUUGGUUCUGGUGGUGGUGAUGGUGAAGAACAAUUUUCCUCCACCAGUCCUACGAAUUCCACCCCAAGUCCCACAGCAACACCGCUGCCUACUUUGGAACGGAUCCAAGAACGGGGAGAAGUGAUCUGUGGAAUCUGGGAUGAAGCCAAAAUUCUCGCCGUAAUGGGUGGUGUCUUUCAAGAGCAAGAAGAUCAAAUUGAUAUAGCUCUCUGCCGUGCUCUCGCGGCGGCUGUACUGGGCAAUGGCAGUGCCUAUCGAGUGGUAGAGGUAACCCAGGAUAUCAAUUUUGAAGCACUGGCCAACAGAAGCAUUGAUGUCCUGGUAUCCCAUGUGGAAACCUCCAUGCAAGCAGAUAUCUAUGAGACAGAGAAAGGAAAGAUUGAAGAAGGGUUCACUUUCUCUGUCCCUUUUGGCUACAUUGGUAUUUUCUGGGGUGGUCUCGAGCAUUAUGUGCAGUGCACAGAGGACAACUACAACACUCGUGGCAACUGCAGCGAUCUCAGGAUUUGCAUGAAUCAAGAUUCCGAGUGGACGGACAUUGUGGCCGAGAGCAUUCCAGAAAGCUAUAUUGCGAAAGAGGACAAUGUUACAGAAAUUCUCAAUGGCUUCAAGAGAGGAGAUUGCAAUGUGUUUGCUGUUGAAGGCACUGGCCUCACAGAGUUUCUGUUGGGUCUCUUUGGAUAUCGGGGAGAGUACUAUCGUGGUACCAAGCCAUUUUUCAAGGAGCCAGCAACAAUGGCAACCCUGGAUGGUGAUCCCGAGUGGUCAGAUUUUGUCAACAUCAUUCUGAUGGGCUUGUUUGCAGCGGAGCAAAAUAACAUUACACGCUCCAAUGCAGCUGAAAUGUUGGGCGCAGAUGUGUUGGGUGAGGAACUGGAGCGUGCUGUCAAGGAAGUGUCCAACUUUGGGGAUGUCUUUGAACUUGGAUGGGUGCCAAUUGUCAAAACCAGAGAAGGCAUGAAUUUCCUGAACAACGGAAGCACGGGACUGCUUUUCACUCUUCCACUCGGUUUCAUCCAGAAUGAAGGGCCUGGCCCGGUGGCAGGUGGGACACUGGGGGAGAUCCGGGACAGACCAGACGGAAAGCUACGUUGUGGUGUAAGGUUGAACAGGCCAGGAUUUGCAGUUCACAACAGUGAGAAGGGACUUCCAUUCACCGGGUUCGAUAUUGACAUGUGUGCAGCCUUGGCUGCUGGUCUUUCACAAGGCACAGCUGAUGCUGUUCUAUUUAUAGAUGUGGAGAAUGAAGCCCAGGGAUACCAAAUGUUGGAUUCAGGGGAAGUUGAUGUUUUGGCAGGGUUUACAUGGAACAUCCAGAAUGACUAUCAUGAACCCGGAACUGGAGUGGGUUAUUCCUUCACUUCGCCCUACUUCUACAAGCCUGUGCAUGUUGAUAUCCGCAACAGCAAUGCCACUUUUGAUGACAACCUUUGCCUAGUGACAAGACAAGAUGAUCCACAAUUCUCGUCCUUUGUUUUCUGGACUGUUGCUUCGACCUGGUAUGCCGAAGAGAGAGGAGUGACCGAUGCAAACUCUAGAGAUAUGCCAGAUGUGAAUUUGUUUGGUUUCGACUACAGCAGAAUGUUUCAAGAUUCCGUUUUUGCAGUGGGCAACUAUGAUCAAAUCUAUGAAAGGAACUUGGCCUCCAUCCUUCCUCGUGGUGGACGCAACAUGCUCAAUUCAGCACGCGAAGCUGGGCCACAACUCUAUGUUCCUCCCGGCUACUUUUGA
Seminavis robusta is the source of this 2616-nucleotide messenger RNA. The record is from the annotation of a GenBank genome assembly. Lineage: Eukaryota; Bacillariophyta; Bacillariophyceae; Naviculales; Naviculaceae.